Messenger RNA from Carassius gibelio (silver crucian carp), 3146 nucleotides. RefSeq names its product secretogranin II a (gene scg2a). The transcript is spliced from 2 exons. The coding region runs from base 136 to 1914 and encodes 592 amino acids. NCBI's taxonomy places the organism in Eukaryota, Metazoa, Chordata, Actinopteri, Cypriniformes, Cyprinidae. Gene Ontology annotation, cellular component: secretory granule. The record is from RefSeq and is a predicted model, not a curated record.
CGGAGCUGUCCGUGGUGCUGACGAGAGAGAGAGAGAAUCCGCGCUCGUGCAGCCAUAAACACACCGAGAGCGCGAGAGCGAUGCGCAACGCACUCACGACUCCCCGUUAAAACAGACCGAAAGCAAAGGUUAAACAUGUCGUCAUCAACUAGAUGCUGUGCAACAGGGGUGUUCAACCUCCCUUCACUCCUUCUUCUGCCCCUUUUCCUUUCUCUCGUUUGUGGAGUACAAGGGGCCACGCUAAGAGAGCAUCGUCUGAGCGAAAGCGAACCGGUCUCUUAUGGACCAGCGUCCCAGAUCCGUCCUCCUCCGAGUGCAGAGAUGCUCAGAGCUCUGCGUUACAUCCAAAGCCUCAGCCAGAGAACCCCAUAUGGUCACCUUGAUGACCAGCAAGACACUUCAGAUGACAUGGAGAGCGUUCGCUCCCUGCUACAACUGGCAGAUCCUGCCCGGAUGGAUAGAGGCAUGGAUGAGAGAGAUGAAGAGAAGGACAACACUCAAGAGUUGCUGCAAGCGGUGCUUACCACACUUCAACAGACCGAGGAGCACAUGGUGCCCCAGAAAACCUCCCAGAAGGUCAUCGCACCAUCUCAACCUCGAUACACUGUCCAAUCCUUCCCAAGACCAAAGCAACAACUAGAAGUGGAAACUUCAGCUGAGAAUUACGGAAGGACCUCGUGGACCAAUCCAGAUAACCGGAGACGGCACCGGAAGUUCCCACUUGCGUUUGAGGACCAGGAGCAGCCUCUCAAACGGACCAACGAGAAAGCAGAAGAACAGUACACACCCCAGAAGCUGGCGACCCUUCAAUCUGUGUUUGAGGAGCUGAGUGGAAUCGCUGCAUCUAAGGCCAACAGCAAACGGGAGGAUGGUGAAGAAGAUUACGAUGAUGAUAACGACUUUUACAGGCAGAGGAGGAUGGUCUUGGAAGACAUCAUGGGAACUGAUGAAUGGGCACCUUUGGAGGAACAAACAGAGACUGAAGAAGAAGAAAGAGAGAGGCAUGGGUUCAAUCCCAACCUUGAGGAUGAUGAGCAAGAGGAGGAGGAGGAUGAAGAGGACGAUUAUGUCAAAAGAUCCAACCAGUUCCAGACAGGAAAAGAGGAGGAGCCUGAGGACAUUGCAAAGCUUGUGGACUACUAUCUUCUGAAAAUCCUAGAACAGAAAAAGCAGGAGCAGCAGAAAAGACAAGAGGCCAGCAAGAGCGAGCAAGAAGAGGUGGAGAGAAAAGAUGUGGAUGAGGAUGAUGGAGAGGAGGAAGAUGAGCAGGAGAGGGAAAUCAAGCCAAUGCACAGCACAUUCCCUGAGUCUUUGUCCAAGAUAAUCUCAAUCUCACAGAAGCUACGAAUCCCACCGGAGGAAGUUCUUGAGCUUCUCCAUAAUGAGAAGCAGAAGGAUUUAUUGGGAAUCCCAAAGGAGUCACGUACGCCCUACACAACCGUUCACAAGACCUUCACCGCAGCACCUCACCGACGGCCGCUCGAGACCACGAAGGGCAACAGCAUCAGCCAAGACAUCGUGAAUAUCCUCAAGCUGGUAAACGCAGCACAACAAAACAACAACCGAGCAGCGCAACCGGAAACAUCACGUUAUUAUGAGAGGAAAACCGGCAGGGAUGAUUAUGACGACGCUGCCGGCGAGGAAGACGAACUUGCCAAUUACCUGGCGUUGAAAAUGUUCGAGCAUGGACAGAGACGGGCACGUCUGGCGCCAUUACGUGACGAGGACCAGCCCGUGUACGAACGCGGUGACUACUUCGAUAAAAGCACGGCACAAAAAAGACCCGCGAAUCACGAGAACGCAGUGACAGGAUUAGACAACAACACAAUGCUGCAAAUCCUGCGGUAUCUGGAUCCGGAGGGCGACGAUGCCGACGAAAUUGACUCUGAGGGGAAAACGGUCCCUGAAAUGUAGAUGUGUAGAUAACGAUUAAUAUUCAUUGUUUUAAGUUUGUCAUAUAAUAAAGUAUUUUGAAAGAAAUAUAUCCCCUUAUUGCGUUAAGUCAAUGUAGUUCUCCAGCUUUUCUCAUUUCUUGUUCUGUAUAGCAGAAAAAAUGGUAUUUUAGUAUGAACUCAAGAACUUUUAGUAGUAACUCAAUUAAUUAGUUCAUUAGUUAGUGAAUAGAACAAUGUAAGUCGCUGGCUUUACCUCUUAAACAUAUGAACACACACAGAUUUUCUCCCUCUUUACUACACCACUUGUGUUUUCAGUAAGUCAGUCUCUUGUGCGUGUGAUGAGGUCAUGUGUGACGUGGCAGAGGUAAAUAAAGCAUUUGUUCACACCAUGGUCCUCUGUGUAAUGCUUUUCUCACUGCUGAGGAACCUCUGCAAGCUUUGCAUGACAUCAAAUCUUUUUAUUGUGGUAAUUGGUUUCUGUUUCAUGUGCAACCAGGGUCAUAACAGCCCAAAAUGCAUUUACAUUUGAGUCAUGAAAAAUUGGUUACAUAUUUAAAUGCAUGUAUAGAAUAAGCUGUAAUUAUUCUACUACAAUACAUACAUUCUCAAAAAUAAUUUUUGUUAUUAUAAAAUGCAUUUUAGUAUAUAUUAAUAAAACAAAAAUCCGUGCAACACUUUUCAGAUUUUAAACAUUCUUUCUUUCAGUUUCAGUUCAAUCUAAGCUCUGUCUGAGAGUUACUGACUGAUUGUCUGCUCACAGAGAAAAAUGUAAAUAACAUUUACCGCACAAUGAAAAGAAACCAGAGGUUUCACAAGUGUAGUCAAAUAUCCGACUCCAAGACUGCAUUUAUUUGAUCAAAAAAAAAUUAUUUAUUAACUUUAAAAUAACUGUUGAAUAUACUUUAAAAAUGUAAUUUAUUCCUGUUAUGCAAAGCUUCAGCAUCAUUACUCUUUGAGUUUCAUAUGACCCUUCAGAAAUCAAGAUCGGCAUUUAUUUGAAAUCUUUUUUAACAUUAUGAAUGUCUUAAAAGUCACUUUUGAUCAAUUAAAUGCAUCCUUGAUGAAUAAAAGUAUACAUUUCUUCAAAAAUAUUCUGAUCCAUUAGUAUACAUGAGUGUAUCUCUGUAUCUCUUGUAUUAUAGACUUCUCACUGUCUCAAAAGUAGUUUGAAAUGUUUACUAAUACAAAGUGUUGCUAUUUCAGCGUUGUGACUUUGUAUGGAAGCUUAAUUAAAUACAUUGAGCAUGUGAA